Messenger RNA from Sinocyclocheilus rhinocerous, 3483 nucleotides. Its product is annotated as diacylglycerol kinase theta-like. Lineage: Eukaryota; Metazoa; Chordata; Actinopteri; Cypriniformes; Cyprinidae. Gene Ontology annotation, biological process: phospholipase C-activating G protein-coupled receptor signaling pathway. The record is from RefSeq and is a predicted model, not a curated record. Bases 526 to 3483 code for a protein of 985 amino acids. The transcript is spliced from 25 exons. Gene Ontology annotation, molecular function: ATP-dependent diacylglycerol kinase activity. Gene Ontology annotation, cellular component: membrane.
CCGGAUCACUACUACAGGCGGAAGUUACAGGCGCUUGUGUUGGUGAGGUGAACAUCUCCCGUGGUGAGAAAGUGGAAAGCAGCGUAAAGGAUAAACAGCAGGCACAUCAUAUAUGUGGACGCGGUGGAUUUAUUUUCCCUUCCUGCAUUGGCAGACUGCUGGUUUUCGUCGAUAAAGGCAGACUGGCAUAUUUAUUGAGUUUGAUGGUCAGAUCGUGAAGCUCUCACAGUAACUAACACACGCGCUUUGAUUGGAACGUACAGACACUCUGGUACAUUGAUACAUUGUGGCCAAACGGCGCGUUUCCGACUCUUUUUAAUACGCGAUACAUUGUGGCCAAACGGCGCGUUUCCGACUCUUUUUAAUUCCCUGAAGCGGGAGAGAAGAAACAUUCACUUUAUUCAGCGAUGACUCGAUUGGGUUUAACAUAACUGCUAAAUCACGUAUGUGACUUACACAACAGCCAACCUAGUGGUGCCUUUUAUUUUGGGGGUUUGCACUGGAUUUACAUUGUAAGUGACAGAGAUGGCAGACAGCGGUCGGGUGAAGCACGACAGCCCGAGCUCGAGCCCCGGACCCAGGAGAAAAAGGACGCAGCAGUCGCCCGGUUCAAAGGCGCGGUAUUCGGUUAACGCUCCCGGACACUGCUUUCGGAGAGUGACCCUGACCAAACCGACCUUCUGCCAUCACUGCAGCGACUUCAUAUGGGGGAUUGUCGGGUUUGUUUGUGAAGUGUGUAACUUCAUGUCACAUGAGAAGUGUUUGAAGCACGUCAGGACCAUGUGUUCCUGUAUGGCUCCCACACAAGUUCAGGUUCCUGUAGCGCACUGUUUCGGUCCCGCCGGCCAGAAGAAGAGGUUCUGUUGUGUUUGCCGAAAGCAUCUGGAAGGCAGUUCAGCUCUGCGCUGUGAAGUGUGUGAGCUACACGUUCACAGCGACUGUGCCCCGUUCAGCGUUAGCGACUGUCGUGUCUGCCACCAAGAUGGAGGGCAAGACGUUGACACGUACCAGCACCACUGGCGGGAGGGGAACAUGUCCUCAGGUGCCCGCUGUGAGGUGUGUCGUCGCACCUGCAGUUCUUCGGACACCCUGGCUGGCAUGAGAUGCGAGUGGUGUGGGGUUACAGCACAUGCGUCAUGUUACAUAAUCAUCCCCCCAGAGUGCGGCAUGGGGCGGUUGCGGAACAUGAUUCUUCACCCCAGCUGCGUGCGGAUCUGCUCGCGGAACUUCAGCAAAAUGCACUGUUACAGAAUCUCGGAAAAUUCCCACCACAGCGAGAUGGAUAACCUGGAUGAUGUCGAUACUCAGAGUCCAGUAACUUCAAAGGAAACUCAGUCUACGGGAUCCGCUGACACGGGUAAACAGACGCUGAAAGUUUUUGAUGGUGACGAUGCAGCUAAGCGGAAUCAGUUUCGUUUGGUUUCAAUCCCUCGAAUAAUCAAGAAUGAGGAAGUAGUGGAAGCAUCGCUCAGAGCGUUCUACAUCCCAGAUGAACUGCAGGAUUACGAGCUACAGAGUUAUAGCCAACAGGGACUGUUUACAGAUGACAUCAUCAACCGUAACGGCACACCAGACAACAAGCCCAUUUUUAAGGAUACCGUGUCUGAUUCCUGGCUGCUCAGAUCAAAACCCAGAGAAGUGGAAGUGAUGAAGAUUUAUCCCGGCUCGCUCAAGGUUGGAGUCACCUCAGUUACUGCUGGGAAAAGCAGCACAGUAGACUCAAUCGUAAAGGAAGUGCUGUCACAAACAGGAAAACAGAAUGAAAACCCUACUGACUUCAACCUUGUAGAAGUUUUCAUGAGCAGCAAACAAGUGCAACGGCAAGUCCUCAGCGGUCAGGAGAUUUUACUGGACAAACUGCAGGAGAUACGGAAGACAUCGUUGCGACAGAUGAAUCAGACACGGUUUUACAUCGAGGAAAGCAGGAAUCGAGUGGCACAAGUCAAUCUGCUCUUGGGAGGCUUUCCGACACAGCUUGACAGAGAGGAAUACACACACCUGCUAUCCGAACACCUCGCAGUCAAAAGUCAUUUGGUCACCAUCACUCACGUGUACACUGGACAAGGUGCAGUGGUCCUGCAGAUCAGCUGUUUCUCAGAGGCGGAGAGGAUUUACAUGCUGGCCAAAGACACAAGCAUCAGCGGCAAACAGCUCUACUCACUUGUCAUACCUGAGAUCAUGCAAAGCAAGCUGGCCAAAGGAAGUUGCCCCCUGCUAGUCUUUGUCAACCCUAAAAGUGGGGGAUUAAAGGGUAGAGAGAUCUUAUACAGUUUCCGGAAACUUCUAAACCCUCACCAAGUGUUUGAGCUGACCAGCGGAGGACCACUUCCUGGGUUGCACACGUUCAGGGACGUCCCUCACUUUCGUAUCUUGGUGUGUGGAGGAGACGGCACAGUGGGAUGGGUGCUGGGGGUUCUGGAGUCCAUCCGGCACAAAAUCACCUGUCCUGAGCCAGCAAUCAGCAUUAUACCACUGGGCACCGGGAACGAUCUGGCUCAGGUGUUGCGAUGGGGGGCGGGCUACAGCGGCGAGGACCCCUACAACACCCUGCUGUCUGUGGACGAGGCAGAGGAAGUGCAAAUGGACCGCUGGACAAUUCUUCUGGAUGCACAGGAAAUGACAGAGGAUGGCAAAGUGAAUGGCUUCCUAGAGCCACCCAAGAUUGUGCACAUGAAUAAUUAUUUUGGGCUGGGAAUUGAUGCUGAACUGAGUCUGGACUUUCAUCAUGCACGUGAGGAGGACCCAGACAAGUUUAAUAGCAGGUUCCACAAUAAAGGUGUGUACGUAAAGGUGGGCCUGCAGAAGUUGAGUCACACACGAAACCUUCAUAAAGACAUCAGCCUGCAAGUGGACAGAAAGGACUUGGAACUGCCCAGUAUAGAGGGACUGAUAUUCCUCAACAUUCCCAGCUGGGGUUCUGGUGCUGACCUGUGGGGCUCAGACAGUGACUCUCGGUUUGAGCGGCCCAGGAUAGACGAUGGGAUGCUGGAGGUUGUGGGAGUUACUGGUGUUGUGCACAUGAUUGUGCACAUGAAUAAUUAUUUUGGGCUGGGAAUUGAUGCUGAACUGAGUCUGGACUUUCAUCAUGCACGUGAGGAGGACCCAGACAAGUUUAAUAGCAGGUUCCACAAUAAAGGUGUGUACGUAAAGGUGGGCCUGCAGAAGUUGAGUCACACACGAAACCUUCAUAAAGACAUCAGCCUGCAAGUGGACAGAAAGGACUUGGAACUGCCCAGUAUAGAGGGACUGAUAUUCCUCAACAUUCCCAGCUGGGGUUCUGGUGCUGACCUGUGGGGCUCAGACAGUGACUCUCGGUUUGAGCGGCCCAGGAUAGACGAUGGGAUGCUGGAGGUUGUGGGAGUUACUGGUGUUGUGCACAUGGUGUGCAUGCUGAGAAAGUCCAAGACCAAGCAGAAGAAACAAUCAGGCAGUUUGAAGGAAGGCCGUUCCGACAGUCCAGCUCCCAGUGACGGUGGGCAGUGA